Danio rerio (zebrafish) is the source of this 1243-nucleotide messenger RNA. The record is from RefSeq and is a predicted model, not a curated record. NCBI's taxonomy places the organism in Eukaryota, Metazoa, Chordata, Actinopteri, Cypriniformes, Danionidae.
GUGCCACGCCUCCUUUUUAAAGUCAUACAUUUUUGCACAACUGAACUGACAAAGCGUAAAAUACUUACGUUUUCUUAUGAGAUCAGGCUGGAACAACAAGUUCAAACACUUUUGUUUACAUUAUGUUUUGUCAUCAUUGUUUAACAGUUUAGUAUUUUUAAAAAAGCAUUAUUGAUUUAUAAUAUUUUUUGGAUGCUAAAUGUUUUCAUAUUUGAUGCAUCACAACCUAAUAAGCUGUGAAAACCAAAACACACUGAAAUGCAAUAUCAUUGAAUUAUUGCAACUAAAAAUGUCGGCACAUACCCACAUUUGUUCACUCAAAUGCAAGUCAUGCAAUGCAAAGCAGAAUUUGUGUUUUUGAUUGCAGACUAUAAGCUGAAUGCAUGCGUGUGUGUGUGAGAGAGAGAGGGGAGACGACGAUGGAUUGAGUCUUUAUCCAUGCGUAAGGGCCUGUGUGUCUCUGAAGGACAUAAAACAAAACGCAGCAGUGCCGCUGGGGCCUGUAGUUCGUAAUUGCGCGGCUGGCAUUUUAGCGAUUCCUGCCGCACAGGGGUCAAUUUUUCCCCAGGUCACUGACAGUGACAUCAUCAAACCGCUAUUAACUGGCCAAACAAUUUCGACUGCAUUCAGGCCCAGUAUCGAUAACAGAGCGUAUCAAACACACACGCAACUGGCCAAAAUCUGCCCUCAAUCUAAACCCUUCACCUUAGAGCCCAACAAACACCACUACAUCCCUGCAGACCCAAAAGAGAAAAACACACACACACGGUCCUCUGUAAACAGAGAGAGAGAAAGCAAAGGAAUGGGGAUAUCAGAGGAAGGAGACACACUUCACCGUCUGAAGAUUUCGGAUGAGAGUUCAUGCAGUGGAUCUGGACACUUAAGCCAUGCUGAAAUAUGUAUGAAUGUCUCUGCUUUACAUCGCUGCUUCUCAGCUGCCUUUGCUUUAAGACCCACAUUUUGUGGUCCAGGGCCUGAAGCAAUAAUAUCAAUGAAAACAGAAUGCGGUUCACGCCUCAUGCAGAGAGCCGUACAGUGGAAACAGUAGACAGAGACAUGAAGCGGUGAGGUUUGUCAUGGGUUUGCGACUGCUCUGUCCUGCUCCUACUGGGUGAACUGUUCUCUAUUGACUUACAAGCAGGAGGCAUGUGUCCAAACGCACUGCACUAUUUUUCUGUAAUAAUAGCCAGCAGCCAUGCAGCUAAAUUAUUAAUGGGCACUAUUCAAUACAAACAGGUAGACA